Hippocampus zosterae (dwarf seahorse) is the source of this 3834-nucleotide messenger RNA. RefSeq names its product phosphatidylserine synthase 2 (gene ptdss2). Lineage: Eukaryota; Metazoa; Chordata; Actinopteri; Syngnathiformes; Syngnathidae. Gene Ontology annotation, molecular function: L-serine-phosphatidylethanolamine phosphatidyltransferase activity. Bases 324 to 1802 code for a protein of 492 amino acids. Gene Ontology annotation, biological process: phosphatidylserine biosynthetic process. The record is from RefSeq and is a predicted model, not a curated record. The transcript has 13 exons.
CCUUUCUGUGAAUCGAAAUGAAAGACUCCCUGCCCUAUGUGACGUUUUCUGGACUCGGCUUAUUGAAACUGGAUUUGUUCAUCGUAACGCGUACUCCGCGUUUUCUUGCAAAACCGACGUCAUUUGAUGGCUUUUGCAUUUGAAAUGCUUGUAUCGAUGGAGUCCAAGUGGCGCACUAACCGCCCAGAACCACCGACACUGUAAAUUUAGUCGGGUGCAUCACAGUCGCUUGGGUGCGGCUGACACGAGUGACGCCUGACUGGAGAAUUUUAAAGCAGUCGAGCCGGCCCGGUUGAUCCUUUUGAGAGGCAACGGCGGAAGCCAUGAAGCUCGAGGCGAGGAGGAGCUGCGCGGCCGCGGUGAACGCAGCCGGAAGGUUCGCCCCGGAGCCGGUCAACGAUGCCGUGGGUGAGCCCGGAUGCCCCGAUCCGAGCUCGACGCUUAAAGCCAAAGUCACCAAGCAGGGCUCCAGGGAGAGCCUACAGCGGAAAAACACGGAGUGCGAAGUGUACGACGACGGGACAAACACGUUUUUCUGGCGGGCCCACACCGUGACCGUUCUGUUCAUCCUGACGUGCGCGCUGGUGUACAUCACGCUCCUCGAGGAGACGCCGCAAGACACGGCCUUCAAUACAAAGAGGGGGAUUGUGGCCAGCAUCCUGGUUUUCCUUUGUUUUGGGGUCACACAAGCAAAAGACGGACCCUUCACUCGACCGCAUCCAGCUUAUUGGCGCUUCUGGCUCUGCGUGACUGUCGUCUACGAGCUCUUCCUCAUUUUCAUCCUCUUUCAGACGGUGCAUGACGGGCGACAGUUCAUGAAAUACAUUGACCCAAAACUGGGCGUGCCUCUUCCCGAGCGAGACUAUGGAGGAAACUGUCUCAUCUACGAUCCUGGCAACACCACUGACCCUUUGCACAACCUCUGGGACAAGAUGGACGGCUUUGUCCCGGCUCACUUCCUGGGGUGGUAUAUCAAGACGCUGAUGAUUCGGGACUGGUGGAUGUGCAUGAUCAUUAGUGUCAUGUUUGAGUUCCUGGAGUACAGCCUGGAGCACCAGCUGCCCAACUUUUCCGAAUGCUGGUGGGAUCACUGGAUCAUGGAUGUGUUGCUGUGCAAUGGUCUGGGCAUCUACUGUGGCAUGAAGACGCUGGCCUGGUUGUCCAUGAAGCCGUAUCAGUGGCAGGGCCUUUGGAACAUUCCCACUUACAAGGGCAAGAUCAAGCGAAUCGCCUUCCAGUUCACGCCGUACAGCUGGGUGAAAUUCGAGUGGAAGCCCGCGUCCAACCUUCGCCGCUGGCUCGCCGUGUUAGGCAUCAUAUUCAUGUUCCUGCUGGCCGAGCUGAACACCUUCUACCUGAAGUUCGUGCUGUGGAUGCCACCGGAACAUUACCUGGUCCUGCUGCGACUGGUGUUUUUUGUCAACGUGGGGGGCGUGGCCAUGAGGGAGAUCUACGACUUCAUGGACGACCCGAAGUUCCACAAGAAGCUGGGCCAGCAGGCGUGGCUGGUGGCGGCCAUCACAGUCACCGAGUUCCUGAUCGUGCUCAAGUACGACCCCAACACCAUCAUGCUGCCCAUUCCCUUCUUCAUCACGCAGUGCUGGAUCCUGGGCCUCCUCGUCAUCCUCGUCUGGACGCUGUGGCGCUUCUUCAUCCGUGACAUCACCCUCCGCUACAAGGAGACGCGGCGGCGCAAGCAGGAGGACUCCGGCGACCGCGAGCGCCCCCUCGGCAACGGCGCCCCAUCGGGCCGCAGCAAACUUAACGGCGGCUCCGACGUCCUCCGCCACAGGAAGUCCUGAGUGAGCGAGAGAGCCCGCAAACGAGCGCGACGCAAAGACAGACGCCGCUUGCGCGGAGAAGCGCGGUGUCCAUUUUGAUUGUUGUUGUUUAUUUUUCAUGCCUAUUCAGGUGUCAUACGUGGAACAUUUUGUUAUUUAUACGCCACAUUUUGGAAUGUUGACGAAGACGACGGAGGAGGAAGGAGACCAAACGGUAGAGUGUCGGCAGUUCCCACAAAUGCAUCACUCUGAACCGCAGUGCUACAAACGGCGCCGACCGCACAGUGGGCAACGGUCGCCUAUCCGGCGCUGCAUUUAAAAAAAAAUUUUCUUGUCGGCGUCCGUAAGUAAAACAGUGUUUCCCAACAUUUGUUGAGUCAAGGCACAUUGUUGUCUGACUUGUUGUGACUUAUGCCGUUUGGCCUCUCGUUGGGAAUGCGGUAAGUUGCGCAAAGAGUAGUCAACCACUGAACAGUUUCAAAAGGUCAGAAUUUGGUUCAUCUUGCAACGGUUAGUUGUUGUUUUUUUGUGUUUGGUUCAGCGUAAGAUUUCCCCUGAAAUCCAAAUAUAUUUGUGAGUAGUGUAUUUGAAAGUACAGCUGGCUCAUUUCUCUCAUGUUUUUCCCAAUGUAAAAUUGAGCCGCUGAGAGCGAGAGUGGGCUAAUUCUCUCUCUCCUUUAGAAAGACAAGUGAAGAAGUGAAUUGUUGGGGGCGGGGGGUGGGGGGGGGUUGUUUUUGCUCUGGUACAUCUGCAUGUUCAGAGUAAGUUUUGUCUCAUCUUUCAUUGAAUAUUCAUAAAUUUGACCGGUAUUUGGUGUUUGGACUGAAACCAUUGGUGCACCAUCACCGUCCCAGCAAAAGGACCAAAAUGAAGGCAGCCCACUCUGCUUCUUAGUUCUUCAUUUUACACUGUGGGGGGGCAUGUUUCAGCCCACCGUCGUUCUUCUCAGUGGUUCAUUUUACAUUUGGAAAAUCUCAUGCCACACCACCAAAGAAAAAAAAAGUCCCAAGGAUAGGUGAACAAAAGAAUCAAAACCGAUGCUUGCUGACGGUACUUUCUUGUCUGACGUUAUCACUCCAGCUUACACUCAAAAGUCCUUCAAUCGCUUAUCAGGGUCGUCAUUCAAAACUCUUGCCAGGCUGGCCUCCAAAAAUAAAAAGCUAUAGUGGAAAAGGGGGAGGAGAAAAAAGUAACUGCUGAAACAUGUAAGGCUGGUUUGCAUUGUAUCUUUUAGGGUCAAAUAUAGAUGUCGAAUACUAGAUUGUACAGUAUUAGGUAUGAAGACACCACCAGGACAAUCGCGCUCUGCUCAGCAGAGCAUAACAACAGCAUAGCAACAUAAAACCACAACUGGGAAAAAAAAGAAACACUUUUGGGAUUGGAAAAUGGUGAGGUUGUUGAAUUUUUUUCCGAUUCUAGCUUGUUUCUGUUUUGGAAAGUCCAUACGAAGCUACUGAAGAAGUGGAAAUGCUCUUUUGCGUUUGGGGAGGCUUUUCAAACCUUUGUGCUGAGGUAUUCUUGGUUUGUUGGGCUAGCAAGCAUAUUGGGCGGUGACGUGGUAAAAGGCUUCACAAGUGCUCAACUUGAUCACAAAGGUGUCCUGUUACUUGAAUCAACUAUUCAUGUCUGCUUAGUUCAAAGACCAAAAAAAAAGCUUGGAGAGCUUUCAUUUCUGAAGCCAUAAAACACAUUUGGACUUUUUCAAGCACCAACUAUUUGCACCUUAUUUAAGUCGAGUUUUUUGAAUUUUGUGUUUACAUUCCAUAUCAGUGAGUCUUAGUCUGCUUUUUUUCCAGUCACGAUAGAAUUUGCAAUAAAUACCCUCUUUACUAUUAAAAAAACAAACAAACAUCUAAAUGCUUUCUGUAAGUUUGUCAUUUUGGAUAUAAGUUGAGAUACCAAAGUGUGAAAAACGAAAAGAAUCAUAGUUUGACAUAUCAGAAGCCAUUUUCUGGUUUGCUAUAUUUCCAUUUGUACCUUGGUCUGAGAACGCAACUUAACCUGGGACGUGCUGCUGUUAUGUUAUCAAUAAAAAUACACAGAACGCCUCGUA